AUGGCAAUUGCCUCUCUGUCCUCUGCGUCGCCUGAAAAGACGACUUUUGAGGGGCCUCGUUUGUCGCGUCCCACUUUCACGGCAAUCGCGUCCGUAUGCAAGCGCGCGUUCAUCUUCUCCCCCAUUUACGCGCCGAACGCGCCGUCGCGCCUGCCCCCCAACGAGUUCCUCGCGGGCGCGGCGCUGAUGGCGGGGCGCGCCGUGUCGUUCGUGCUGCGCGCCGCGCUCAUCGCGUUCGUGUGGCUGCUGCUCGUGCCGUUCCUCACGAGCUCCAUCUGGCACCUCUGCUUCCUCCGCGACUGGACGCGCAUCGGCGCGCUCUUCCGCGAGAGGCUCACGGGCGGCGCGGUUUUCCAAGACUGCGUGCUGGGUUCGUCUGGGCGACCGUUUUCGUUCAGCGACCCUGCAGGUGGCUCUGCGACAGGCCCUGCGACUGGCCCUGCGACGGACGGCCAGCCGUUCGUGUUUGGUGCGAAUCCGUCCGCCCAAGAGAUCCGUCCGCCGGCGAGGUUUUACUUUCGCCCGCCUGGAGAGGCGAGGCAAAUGGUAACCGGGCAGGUGGCUGGAGAAGCGGGGCAAAUGGUAACCGGACAGGUGGACGAGCGAGGCAGGAAUAGCAGGAGGGACGAUCGGGAAAUAGGAGAUUUCGGGAGGGAAGGCGCAGAGGGGCAAGGGGCGGUGAAAGCGGCAGGAGUAGGAGCAGAGGAAGGAGCGGCGGGAGAAGCGGAGGGAGGAGGGAUAGGGAGGGAAGGGGAAGAGAGGGAAGGAGCAGCGGAAGGUGGCUAUGCGGUAGCAGCAGGUUCUGAUGCUACCGUGUCUGGGGCGGGGGGAAAGAGUGCUUUUGAGACGUUUCAUAAGCCGCCUGCUGAUACUGUGGCUGGGGCUGGGGGAAAGAGUGCGGGGAAGGAAGGCGGAACGGAGGACGGAGGCCGCGGGGAAGAGGGGGAUGGUGGGGGAGGUGGUGAGAUCGGGGCGGAAGUGGGGGGAAGUGACGGGGAAGUGGGUGUGGGAGAGGGGGGGGGAGAAGCUCGGAGAGAGGGUGGAGAGGUGGGGAGGUUGAGAGUCGGAGAGGGGACGAAAGGAUUAGGGAGAAGAGAGGAAAGAGUAUGUACAGAGGAAGCAGAGGGGAGAGGCACUGACGGCCGUGAGAAGGGGAAAGGGGUGGAGAGGGAAGAGGAUACAGCAGCAGGGGGGGUGGGGGAGGGAGGGGAGCAUGAGGAGGGGAGGAGGGGGCAGGAGAGGUUGUGGGGGGAUGAGACGGGCGGAGAGGGCGCGAAUUUAUCCGCCCAGGCGUGGGGGAAUGGGGGGAGCGGAAGUGGCGCUGUUUCACCCGCGCAAAGGGGGAGCCUGUGGGGGAAUGAGAUACAUGGCGAUGAGGAAUUUAGAGAAGGGAGCAGUGAAGUGAGUGAGGAGGAGGGGGGCAGUGGGGAGGAGGGGAGUGAGGAAGAGGAAGAGGAGACUGGGAGCUUUCAGGAUGAUGAUGAUUACGAGUAUGAGGAAGAGGAGGAGGAGGAAGAGGAGGAGGAGGAAGAGGAGGAGGAGGAAGAGGAGGAUGAUUUUGAGGAGGCGGAGGGGGGCAUGGGGGAGGGGGAGAUGGACGAGGAUGGAGAGCCCAUGGACGAUCUAGGGUUUGAGGAACUGAUCGGAUUGCAGGGGCCGCUGUGGCGCCUCUUUGAAAACGCCACCACGGUGCUCUGCAGCAAUUUCUUUGUGCUCGUACUGGCAUUCUUCCUCCCAUUCAACCUCGGUCGUCUAUACAUUGCCCUCUUCUCCUUCCUCUUCCUCUCCCCCGCCUCCACCAUCUCUCUCGUCCCCAUCUACUCCCUCCUCCUCGGGCCCCCCACGCUCCCCCUCCCCACCCCUCCACCGCUCUCCACCCCUUCCUGCAUCCCCCCAAUCUACCCAACCUAUCUCAACUCCUCGGUACCGUUUGCGCACUGGGGCUUCUGCCCGGUUUCCUCUCGGCCUGCUUUCUUAGACGAGCUUCCUGUGUGUGCGUAUGAGACCGGGGGUUGGUCUCGGGUGGGGAGAGCAGCAGCAGCGGCUCCAUUCCUCCCAGCAGCAAUUACAGCGUUACCAGCAGCAACAGCAGCAACAGCAGCAGCACCACCACCACCACCACCACCAGCACCAGCAGCAGCAGCAGCAGCAGCAGCAGCAGCAGCAGCAGCAGCAGCAGCAGCAGCACCACCACAGCCCUCCUCGCACAUCUCCUCCAAAUCACCACGGCGCACCUCUCGUCCCUCAGGCCACGGGCUCGCAGCGGGGAAUCUAGUCUCUCUGCUCGUGGGCUAUGAAGUGGUGGCGUUUUGCUGUGCCGUGCAUGUGCUGGUUGCGAUUCAGUUGAGGAGAGCCAGGGGGUUGCCGCUGGUUGGGGCUCUGCCCGCCACGCUACUCGCCCUGCUGCAGGUGGCGCCGGCGAUUCAGGAGCACCUCGUGGCGGCUGUCAGGCACGGGCUAGUGGUUCUCAAGGUCACCAGUCUCUUGUCAGUCGAGCUGGGCGCUUUCCCGUUCCUCUGCGGCUGGUGGAUCGACUUUUGCUCGCUCUCCCUCUUCGGCGCCUCCCCCUCGGACCGCCUCGCACUGCUGCUGGCGCACCCGCUGCUGUGCUGCUUCCUGCACUGGUUCGUGGGGAUUCUGUACAUGCUGCAAGUCAGCCUGCUCGUCACCAUUCUCAGAGAGAUUCUGCGACCAGGCGUCCUCUCUUUCCUGCGGGACCCCACCGAUCCAAACUUCAACCCAUUCAGGGACCUGGUUGAGGAUCCCAUUCCCAAGCACGCGCGCCGCAUCGUGCUCUCCCUCUUUGCCUACGGCGCGCUCGUGGUGCUGCUGCUCUUCCUGCCCGUGCGAGCAGCCAUCGCCAUCGCUCCCAGCAUGUUCCCCUUCAACUACAGGUUCUCCGACCCAUUGAUGGAGAUCCCACUAGACAUGCUCUUGUUUCACGUGUGCAUCCCCUUUGCAAUCGACCGCCUGCGCCCGCGGGCCACCAUCAAGGCCGCGCUCUCCCUCUGUAGUGAGAUUGUCAGCGAGAGUGCUGGCGGCAGCGGCAGCGGGGGGAGUGGGGGCAAGAAGGAGGACGAGCAUUUCCGGCUGCGGAUAGUGGCGCUGCUGGUGGCAGCAUGGGCAUCCCUAGCAGUGUUCAACACGGCUGUGGUGCUGCUGCCCACGGCUGUGGGGCGAGGAGCCUUUCGGCUCUCCGCCUCCCUUCUCCCCAGUGCUGCUGACGACGCUCCCUGCAAUGACCUCUAUUCAUUCGGCAUCGGAGCCUACCUCAUCUGGGGGUCCAUAGCAGCCAUGCGAGCAGCUGUCUUGCGGUUACCGCGUAACAACAUGCGGACGCUGCUGCUGCCUCUCGUGCACUGGGCUGCUGUGGCAUUGAAAGCGGCUGUGCUGCUGCUGCUGUGGCUGGUAGUAGCGCCUAUUCUAGCGGGUCUCCUGGUCGACCUGGCAGUGAUCAUGCCCAUCCGAGUGCCCAUCAACGAGUCACCGCUGCUCUCUCUCUACCACGACUGGGCUCUCGGGCUCAUUCUGCUCAAGCUCUGGGCCAGAGUGGUCACCGCACAGAACCACUUAUUAGCCAACCACGAGUGGCGGGCCCGCUUUCUCCGCCUGCAACAAGACGGCCUUCGCCACCUCAACGCGCGCCGCACCUUCCUGGAAAUCAUCGCCCCCGUCCUCCUCUUCCUCCUCACAGGACUCACCGCGCCCUUCUUAGCAGUCCGCGCAGCUCUCCCGUUGCUCCGCCUGCCCCCCGUGCUCGAAUCAGCUGCGUUUCGAUUCGCGUGGAUCACCGCGCUGGGAGUGGUGGGGACAGCGAGGGUGUGGCGGCGGGUGUGCGACUGGCUCGCAUCGUUGCAUGAUGCCAUUCGGGAUGAUCGGUAUUUGGUCGGCCGGCGGUUGCAUAACUUUCAGCACCAGAGGAGAUGA
Closterium sp. Yama58-4 is the source of this 3927-nucleotide messenger RNA. The record is from the annotation of a GenBank genome assembly. NCBI's taxonomy places the organism in Eukaryota, Viridiplantae, Streptophyta, Zygnematophyceae, Desmidiales, Closteriaceae.